AUGCCCCCCAAAAACAAAGGCAAAGGCAAAGACAAAGACACCUCCGACUCCAGCGCUGGCGGUAAAAGCGGGUCCAGCAAGUUGAAGCCAGCAACCAGCAUCAACGUGCGCCACAUCCUGUGCGAAAAGCACAGCAAGAAAGAGGAGGCGCUGGAGAAGCUGCGGAAUGGGGCGAAGUUCGAUGAGGUGGCGAGGGAGAUGAGUGAGGAUAAGGCGAGGCAGGGCGGUUCCCUGGGCUGGAAAAUUCGUGGCUCCUUGUUUCAGGAGUUCGAGAAGGUCGCGUAUGACUUGGAACCUAGUACGACUGGGGCGCCGAAGAUUGGCGAGGUUAGGACGAGUGAGGGGUAUCAUAUUAUUAUGGUUGAGGGGAGGAAGUGA
Molecule: messenger RNA, 378 nt
Organism: Dothidotthia symphoricarpi CBS 119687
Lineage: Eukaryota; Fungi; Ascomycota; Dothideomycetes; Pleosporales; Dothidotthiaceae
Product: peptidyl-prolyl cis-trans isomerase pin4
Exons: 2
Coding region: 1-378 (125 amino acids)
Biological process (GO): rRNA processing
Molecular function (GO): DNA binding; peptidyl-prolyl cis-trans isomerase activity
Source: RefSeq, a predicted model, not a curated record